Colossoma macropomum (tambaqui) is the source of this 1121-nucleotide messenger RNA. RefSeq names its product muscle M-line assembly protein unc-89-like. The record is from RefSeq and is a predicted model, not a curated record. Lineage: Eukaryota; Metazoa; Chordata; Actinopteri; Characiformes; Serrasalmidae. The transcript has 9 exons. Bases 138 to 1121 code for a protein of 327 amino acids.
UCACUGUGUGCAGCUCAGUAACGUGGACUGUACUCAAUUCUGCUGGCGGCUGCUCACCUUACAUUCUGUUUGUGGUUCUGAGAGUUUAAAGUGGACAAAAGAGUUUUUUUCCCUCUUUGUUGAAGAUCUGGCACAACAUGGCAGGAAACAAAACAGUCGACACCAAAAAACUUGACACUGUCUUUGCAGAAUCCAGAGUGGACACACCCUCAGUCUCCUCUCGUCUGAAAGCCUUUCGUCGACAGUUUCAUACAGUCCGUGCUGCUGCUGGGGACACUGUCCACCUGCACUGUCGCCUCUCACCUGAAAUCAGUGCAGCGGCCAGAGAGAUCAGGUGGUUUAAGGGGACAGACUGUAUUGAAGUGUUUCAGGUCACUGUGGGAAGUGGCUGUGAAGGCAGUGUGAAACUGACACUGAGAGAUGUUAAAGUCGCUGAUUCUGGGCAAUACAGGUGUGAAAUGCUGGGAGAGAAGAAAGAGGAGAUCUCAGUUAUUCAUCUGCACGUAUCGGAGUUUAAACUGGUCUCCAGAUUAGAAGAUGUUGGAAAGCUGUCUGAUGUUGAACCUCUGAAACCCACUUCCAAGAAGCAGAGCUCUCCAGAUUUUGGACCUCAUGCUUUUUGUGGUCAUGAUGUCACCCUGCCCUGUUACCUCUCUCCUGAAACCAGUGCUGUUGCCAUGGAGAUCAGGUGGUUUAAAGGGACAGACUGCAUUUACCUGUAUCAGAAUGGUCAGGUGACAGAGGGGAGGGGCUACGAGGGCAGAGUGAGCAUGACCGACGAGCUGCAGAGAGGAAACGUGUCUCUGAGUCUGAGAGAUGUUCAGUGGUCAGAUUAUGGAGAGUACUGGUGUGAGGUCACUCAUGGAGGACAAAGGGUGAAAAAUGAUGGAGUGCAAAUAAAAGUUCCAUCUCUUCCCAUUCUACUUCAUUUCAUGGACUGUUUUUGUGAUCCCACUCACCCACUACACAGCUUCUUUAGCCUGCUGCCUUCAGGGAGGAGACUGCGGAGUCUCCGGGCCAGGACCAGCAGACUGGGGGACAGCUUCAUCCACCAGGCUAGCAAUGGUGUGAAGCCCCUGGCCAACGCUGAGGCCCUAGACAUUCACCACUUCUGCCUGUAG